Molecule: messenger RNA, 2535 nt
Organism: Pteropus alecto (black flying fox)
Lineage: Eukaryota; Metazoa; Chordata; Mammalia; Chiroptera; Pteropodidae
Gene: IFTAP
Product: chromosome unknown C11orf74 homolog
Exons: 8
Coding region: 324-1034 (236 amino acids)
Biological process (GO): acrosome reaction; spermatogenesis
Cellular component (GO): 9+0 non-motile cilium; cytosol
Molecular function (GO): intraciliary transport particle A binding
Source: RefSeq, a predicted model, not a curated record
UUCUGGGAGUUGUAGUCCUUUUUCCUUAAAGGACUCACCACUCGUCAUCAGAAAGAACUACAUUGCCUAGGAAUCCAUCCUCCAUGGGAUGUGUGGCUACGAUAGUUUGUCUUUGUUGCUCCAGGAAGGGAAACUCCUAGGAUGUCUCUGAAUAAAGACGCCAGAAGUGCCAAGUGACUAGAUGGGAGCCGAGCCGAAAAACUAGGGACUGGGAGCUACUGCAAGGAUAAUUUAUUAAACUUUGGAUUGCUGAAACUUGACAGUGUUACAGAUAAAAUGGCCUUGUGAAUAGGAAUGCUUGUCCACACAUCAGAAUUGGAGAUAUGGAUGAAGAUCAAAUGAUUGAAGAAGUCUUGGAUAAGUUUGUUAAUUGUCAUGAGCAAACAUAUGAAGAAUUUCUGAGCACUUUUACUCAUCUUUCAAAAGAGGAUAAUGUGACGAAAAGAGGAGCAUUCGGAUUCAGGUCUUCAGAAAACAUAUUUUCUUCAAUUCAGUUUACUCACAAAAAUGAACCAAAUGAUCACCAUCUUAGAAAUCAAGCCGUCUUUCUUCGUACUGCAUCACAAUGUUCAGAAGAGGAGCAGAUAAUGAUAGAUGAAGGCGAAAAAGUUGGCAGUUCCUUGCAAGGUGAUCUGAAUUGGGCAGGAAAGGUAAAGGUAGACAAUUUCCUAGAAAUAGAAGAUUUGGACGUGGAUGAAGAGAUUAAGCUCCAAAUGAGCAAGGAUUUGCUGCCGCCGCUGCUGCCCGGAGAAGUGGAGCAGGACGUAAGCAUCGGUGUUCCCUCUUACAUUCCUUCCAUGGCCCAGCCUCCUACCCCUAGAGUAAAGCCGAGGCCCACGAUGAAAGAAGCAGACAAACAAAGGGAAGAGAUACUCAGAGAUGAAGUUCAGCCCUUCUCACUUGAUGAAGAAUUUGAUUAUGACACUGUGAUGCUAACACCCAAGUUCACGCCUGCAGAGAUGGAUGCCAUCACAGAACUGUCCAAACAAAAGAGAGAGAACACCAACAGAGACUUGGAGGAAACCGGUGGCUGAUUCAUCAAGACACUUUGUGUUUAUUUUUAUUUUGUUCUUAUUCAAGCAUCAUUAGGAUAGAAGAUAAACCUACUAUAAUCUCCUUUGUGGAAAUUUAUGUGUGCGUUGAUUUAUCAGAGUUAUUUGUCUGUAAGGAGAUGUGAUUCGCAAGACCGCAGAGAUCUCUACUGUUACAGAGUUCCCCUCCAUCAUGUUAUUGCUACAUCCCAAUGGACGCGGCAAGCGGAGACAGGAAGCAACACCUAUGGAAGGGUCUAUUUUGAUGAGAGCACUGCAACUAGGUAACAUAGGAUAUUGUAACAGAGAUUGCAAACAUCAUCCCACCUCCUUGGGGGUGAAGGACAAUUGCAUAUGCAAAAGACAUUGUAGCUCAUAGAGAAGAAUUGAUUAUGUAGAUAGGUCACUGGUCCCAGAUAUUCAGAUUUAGUGGCAUGAAUAUGAGUGCUGAGACGCUGGGCUUCUAGGAUCGAUUGGGAAAGGCUUCACUGAAAAAGAAGGCACCUGAGAAUUGAUUAUAUGUCAUAUAUUAAAUUCUUGUACUUUGUUAUUGCCAUUAAGCCAUGUCUGAUGAUAGUUUCAAAGUACAAGGAAUGAUCUCUCUCUGCCAAAGCUUAAAAUACAAUUUGAGAAAGCAAGAGAUAGAGAAAACAACUAGAGAAUGUACAAACAUAUCACGAAGUGCUAAUUGUAUAGAGUACCCAUAAAUGCGUUAAGGGAAGAAUAGAGGGGUGAAGUCACAGAAGAAGGGGGAAUAGUAUGUAUGAAAUAUUUCAUUUCUAAAGGAAUCUAUAACAUCAAAUGUACUUAGUCUUAAUUAGUAUUCAUAGAGGGCUUUGUGUGUGCAUGUAUGUGUGUGUGUGUAUGUGUUCAUAAAAAAUGCCAUUUAUAUACCUUAUAAAAGAAUAUUCUUGAUUUAAUGUUGAGAUAGAGUCAAGUAAUUUUCAUUUAUAUUUUUAUUUAGUCAACAAAUUUUCAUAAAACACCAUUUAUGCAUCAAGUGUAUGCUAGCAAUGGAGAGGAUCCAAUUAAAUUAGAUAUGGUCUGAUUUAGUGGGGAAGGCAGAUGUAUAUACAAAUAAUUAUGGUAGAGCUGCACUGUUCAAUGUCAUAGCUACUAGUUGCAUAUGGCUAUUGAGUACUUGAAAUGUACCUAGUAUGAGAGAGGAACUGAUUUUUAAAUGUUAAUUUUACUUUAACAUAAAAAGUUGAUAUUUCAUGCAGUUAUAACAAAAUUUGAGAACAUUUGAAAUAAUUGAUAUGUGAAUUUCCUUCAAUUGUAAAUUUUAUGACAUCUAAAUACAGAUCAAUUUUUUUAUGACAACUUAGUGUCUAAAUUUUAAAUAUGCUAUAAAUAUAAAAUACACACUGGAUAUCAAAGGACUAACAUGAAAUAAUGUAGACUAUCUUGUUAUAGUUUUUGUAUUGAUUACAUGUUGAAAUAAUAAUAUUUUAGAUAUACCUGGUUAAGUCAAUUGUUAUUAAAAUUCACUAAUUUCUUUUUA